Messenger RNA from Neltuma alba, 2442 nucleotides. Its product is annotated as acetyl-coenzyme A carboxylase carboxyl transferase subunit alpha, chloroplastic. Gene Ontology annotation, cellular component: acetyl-CoA carboxylase complex. Gene Ontology annotation, biological process: fatty acid biosynthetic process. Gene Ontology annotation, molecular function: acetyl-CoA carboxylase activity; carboxyl- or carbamoyltransferase activity. The coding region runs from base 132 to 2336 and encodes 734 amino acids. The record is from RefSeq and is a predicted model, not a curated record. Lineage: Eukaryota; Viridiplantae; Streptophyta; Magnoliopsida; Fabales; Fabaceae. The transcript is spliced from 11 exons.
UCACAGCCAUCUGUUUCUGCCGAACGAUUUCUGUACUCUUGACAAUCCCAGAAAGCUUAAGUUUCAAGUUGUGCAUGCAGGAAUGAUGCAGAUUAUACGCAACAACCAUAUCGAUUUUUGAGCUUGUGAAGAUGACUACCAUAUCAAUUGUAGGUGGAAACUAUGCUAGCAGAAGAAGAUUUGGAGAUCAUGCCAGGGAAAUGACAAAUCAGUGCAUAGGAAAUGAUUACCCUGCAAGUCAUUUUCUUGGAAGUUUAUCCAAAAGGGCAUGUUUUUGGCCAAAGGACUUAGCAGGUCCCAGAAAUACAAAAGAAAACAGGUUUAAUGUUGUCGCCAAGAUUAAAAAGGGUAAUAAGCAUGAUUAUCCAUGGCCUGAUAAUAUGGAUCCAAAUAUCAGUAGUGGAUUUUUAACUUACCUGUCUCAUUUCAAGCCUCUACCUGAGAGGCCAAAACCCGUGACGCUUGAUUUUGAGAAGCCGCUCGUUGAUCUUGAAAAAAAGAUUAUAGAGGUACGUAGAAUGGCAGAUGACACAGGACUAGACUUCAGCGAUCAAAUUGGUGCUCUGGAGAGCAAGUAUCAACAGGCUCUUAAAGAUCUAUACACUCAUUUGACACCAAUUCAACGUUUGGCAAUUGCUCGACAUCCCAACAGGCCAACAGUUCUUGAUCAUAUACUCAAUAUUACAGAGAAGUGGGUGGAGCUUCAUGGAGAUCGAGCAGGUUAUGAUGAUCCAGCAAUUGUGACAGGUAUAGGUAGUAUGGAUGGAAAAAGUUACAUGUUUAUAGGCCAUCAGAAAGGUAGAAACACAAAAGAGAACAUUGCCCGGAACUUUGCAAUGCCAACACCUCAUGGCUAUAGGAAAGCUUUGCGCAUGAUGAAAUAUGCAGAUCAUCAUAAAUUCCCCAUCAUUACUUUUGUUGACACUCCUGGAGCCUUUGCUGAUCUCAAGUCUGAGGAACUUGGCCAAGGUGAGGCAAUAGCUCAAAAUUUGAGGACUAUGUUUGGCUUCCAGGUCCCAAUCAUAUCGGUCGUAACUGGUGAAGGUGGUUCAGGUGGAGCACUUGCAAUAGCCUGUGCCAAUAAGCUGUUUAUGCUGGAGAAUUCUGCACUUUAUGUUGCAAGUCCCGAAGCUUGUGCUGCAAUAUUGUGGAAAUCUUCCAAAGCCGCUCCUAAGGCAGCCGAAAAGUUAAGAAUAACAGCUCAGGAACAUUACAAACGUGGAAUUGCCGAUGGUAUUAUUCCUGAGCCACUUGGUGGUGCACAUGCUGAUCCUGCAUGGACGUCGCAGCAAAUUAAACAUGCAAUCACACAGGCUAUGGAGGAGCUGGCAAAAAUGGAUGCAAAUGAGGUGCAACGCCAUCGAAUGCUCAAGUUCCGGUCAAUUGGAAAAUUCCAAGAAGGCAUAGUUGUGGAACCAGAGAUUAAGCGAAACAUGAAACCACCUGAUGUGAACACUUCUGGGAUCACUGAUAUUGAGUCCGAGCUUCAAAAUCUCAAGAAGACAAUUUUUGAAAUUAAGGGACCAUCUGAUCCUAUUAGGGAAGAAGCAAUAGAGAAGAUCGAGCAAGAAGUUGACCAAGAGAUAACAAAUGCGCUUUCUGCGAUGGGAUUAGAAGAGAAGAUUGAGUCUGUGAGGCUGGAAUUAUCCAAAGUCUCAAGUCGCUCACCAAAUCAACCCCUUGAUCGUAACCUGAAGGAAAAAUUGGAUACGAUCAUGCAAGAAUUUAACAACAAAUUGUCACGGCCAGGUGCCUAUAUGGGAUUGAAGCAGAAACUUCAGAAGCUAGAAGUUGUGAAGAGGAUGAUUGAGAUGAGAGCCAAACAAGAGAAACUUAAAGCAGAGAUCAAUCAGAAAGUUUCAGGUGAUAUUAAAACAAAGAUAGCAAAUUUGAAGACUGCUCAAGAAAAGCUAUCAAAUGGAAAUUCACUGGAUAAAGAAUUGGUAAUAGAAGCAGAGAAAGCCAAGAAAGAGCUAGAAGAGGUCUUGAGAUCAGCUAAUUUGGAGGUUGUUAAAGUAGUCAAGAGAAGAGAAACCAACCCCACGCCGGACAUAAAACAGAAAAUAAUGGAGGUGAACAAUGAAAUCUUCAGUGAAAUUGACAAGGCUGUUAAUUCAAAAGGCCUUAAAGAAAAAGUUAAAGAAUUGGAAGAUGAGCUGCCCAAAGGAUCAAGCCCUAAGGAUGUGGAAAAUGUUGCAGCAGGCAUCAAAGAGAGUAUUCUUUCUUCCUUGAAUGUCACAGCACUGAAAGAAAAGAUUGAUAGGCUGAAAAUGGAAGUGGAAUCCACUUCAGAAGUUUCUGAGAGCAAGGUCGGUGUGGAAAAUGGCAGACACUAAAUGUUGAGGUUACUUCAUGUGAGUGAUUAAUGAUGAUAAUUGUUGAAAUUAUAUUGUUUAUUUUUGAUAUCACAACUCUAGUUAGGAAUUCGCUAAGGGCAUUGUU